UAGCUCAAGCAAAAGUAGUGAGAAGGGGAAUGUCGGCUUGUGAAUGAUCGGUUUUUGAGGCGGCAGGGAGCGUCAACGUUAUGGCUCAACAAAAGAAUCUGGAGGGAUAUGUUGGCUUUGCAAGCCUCCCCAACCAAGUGUACAGGAAGUCUGUCAAGAGGGGCUUUGAGUUCACCCUGAUGGUCGUGGGCGAGUCAGGGCUGGGGAAAUCCACGCUGAUCAACUCUCUGUUCCUAACAGACCUGUAUUCUGCAGAGUAUCCUGGACCUUCACAUAGAAUCAAAAAGACUGUGCAGGUGGAACAGUCCAAAGUUUUAAUAAAGGAAGGCGGAGUCCAGCUGCUGCUCACAAUAGUUGACACCCCAGGGUUCGGAGAUGCUGUUGACAACAGCAACUGCUGGCAGCCAAUCAUCGAUCACAUAGACAGCAAGUUUGAAGACUACCUGAACUCAGAAUCUCGGGUGAAUAGAAGACAGAUGCCUGACAGCCGAAUCCACUGCUGCCUGUACUUCAUUGCCCCCUCGGGACAUGGACUGAAGCCCCUGGACAUUGAAUUCAUGAAACGGUUGCAUGAGAAAGUAAAUGUCAUCCCACUGAUCGCCAAAGCAGACACUCUCACCCCAGAGGAAUGCCAACAGUUCAAGAAGCAGAUCAUGCGGGAAAUCCAAGAGCACAAAAUCAAGAUUUACGAGUUUCCUGAGACAGAUGAUGAAGAAGAGAACAGACUGGUGAAGAAGAUAAAGGACAAGUUGCCGCUGGCUGUAGUAGGAAGCAACACCAUUAUCGAGGUGAAUGGCAAACGGGUCAGAGGGAGACAAUACCCCUGGGGGGUUGCAGAAGUUGAAAACAGCGACCACUGCGACUUCACCAUCCUUAGGGACAUGCUCAUCAGAACUCACAUGCAGGACCUGAAGGAUGUGACAAACAACGUCCAUUAUGAAAACUACCGCAGCAGGAAGCUGGCUGCCGUCACUUAUAAUGGAGUGGACAACAACAGGGCUAAAGGACAGCUGUCCACCAAACUUGACACAGUUGAAGGAAUGAGUCCCCUGGCCCAGAUGGAGGAAGAGAGGCGAGAGCACGUGGCUAAGAUGAAGAAGAUGGAGAUGGAGAUGGAGCAGGUGUUUGAGAUGAAAGUCAAGGAGAAAGUGCAGAAGCUCAAAGACUCUGAAGCAGAGCUUCAGCGGCGUCACGAGCAGAUGAAGAAGAACCUGGAGGCUCAGCACAAGGAGUUGGAGGAGAAGAGACGUGUGUUCGAGGACGAGAGAGCGAACUGGGAGGCCCAGCAGCGCCUGGAGCAGCAGAAACUGGAGGCCUCCAGGACUCUGGAGAAAAACAAAAAGAAAGGCAAGAUCUUUUAAGGACAGUCGGCAGGACCACCCCAACUCGAGUUAUUUUUGUUUGCCAACGUUGCCGGUCAGGACACCCGUGUGUGGCACUGACAUCACCCCACCCCCUCCUCCUCCUCCUCCUCCUCCUCCUCCUCUUCCUCUUCUUCUUCUUCUUCUUCUUCUUCUUCUUCUUCUUCUUCUUCUUCUCUUCUCUUUCCUCCUCCUCCUCUUCCCCUGUCCCUGCUCUGUCUGCCAGCACAGCUGUGCUCCUGCUUCCAGCCACGAGACGGUGUACUGGGGGCAUUGGUGGGUAUGUGAGGGGGCGGCUGCAUGCACGGCCAGAACCGGCACCGCAGAGCCCCCCCGCUGCCUCAGGACUCAUCAUCAUCAAGGAAUGUGUUUACCUUAACGACAGGAAGAAUAACCCCAUUUUAGUGAGGCCAAACCCAUAUUAUUUUAAUUAUUAUUAUUGAUGUUAUUAUUAUUAUUAUUAUUGUUGUUGUUAUUACUGAAUACUGCCCCCACCCCCUCCUACUGCUCCUUUUUUCCACCUCCCAAGGUUGCUUUUAUGACUGAUGUGUACAGAUCGGUGUGGAGAGCAAAGACGAGAAAAUCCUCUGUCUGACUGUUGUACAAUCAAUUUCUGGUGAAUUUUAUUUGUUUACAGGAGAAAUUAAAGUAACCGUAUAUGAACAUUAACCUGAUCUUCCGUCAUGUAUUAAGUGAGAAGAGGACAAGGCAUCAACUAAUCCUGUUUUUGUUUUUGAGUGUACCUGACAAACCCUCGUCCCAUCAGAGCAACAGGCUGAACUGAAACGGUGUCGACACAACAACCUGAAAUCAACAAGAACAAUAAAAUGCACCUUGGGCCUUUUUAUAGAUUUAAAAAAACAAAAUGGCUUAAGCUUCUUUUUUCUCAAAUGUAACGCUUUUUUCUCCUCUGUGUUUAGCUAUUUCCACUAGCCUUGGACCACCAUUUAUAAUGUCAUAAGUGUUAUAUUUCACUUUAGUUUAUUUUUAUAUAUACCGAGCCAGCUGAAGUAAUAACUUCUUUUGUAUGUUUAGAAAUUCCUCAGAGACUCGACAGCAGCGUCCACUGUUAAAGAAAAACACUUCCACGUCUAACAGUGGUUCUGGGACGCAUUUAAAAAAAAAAAAAAAAAAGAUGAAAAAAAUUCAGUCACUCUGCGGAAAUGAUCAGUGGGAAAUGAAGAGUCAACAUCACAUUUUGCUUUGGCUAUGUACUCCAUCUAUGUAUUUUUAAUUUUAUUUUUCAUUUGUAAUGUACAAAGUCACUUAAUAAACCUGUGAUGAUA
Molecule: messenger RNA, 2647 nt
Organism: Stegastes partitus (bicolor damselfish)
Lineage: Eukaryota; Metazoa; Chordata; Actinopteri; Pomacentridae
Gene: septin7b
Product: septin 7b
Exons: 15
Coding region: 81-1361 (426 amino acids)
Cellular component (GO): septin complex
Molecular function (GO): GTP binding
Source: RefSeq, a predicted model, not a curated record